GGUGGGUGCCCCGAGAAGGACAGGGCAGGGAUGUCUGGGGAUCUGGUUCUCUCCCGCUUGCAGGUGUGGCUGGCGUGCGCGUUGGGAGCGCCUGCUUGCCCCUCCUCCGGGGGGAAGGACUGGCCGUCGUCCCUGCUCCGGGGAUGCGGGAUGCGGGAUGCGGGUGCGCCGAGCCCUCGGGAGGCCUGGCUCUGGUGUGGGCUGCGGGGAGAAGGCGCGGGAAGGAAGGAAAGAGGCGAAACGGUGCGGGAGGGAGGCGGCCGUUGCCAUGGAAGGAGCUGCAAGCCUCCCUGCAGACCGCGAACGGAGCCCCCGCACCCCCGAGGCUGGCCUCUGGCCUCCCGCCCCAGCCCGGCCGGGGGCCCCUCCCCGCUCCGCCGUCCGCCUUGGGUACAGAAGCGGCGAGUGGCCCCUUUCCAGGAGACCUGUUUACCAGCACGACAACAGCAAAUUAGUGCGCUUAAGAGGCCUUCAGCGUUUAUCCCGGCAAACAUGCGCAGCGCAAAGGGGGCCUGCAAGGCCUGCUCCCCGGAAUCUACUGAAAUGGGUCUGCUGUGCAUCUUAAUCGACUCCCUCCAACCCACCACAUUAAAUGCAUUUAAUCUACUCUUGCAAAUGGCUAAUUUUGAAAAUCCGCUUAUCAGAAUUAGGUCCUC
Molecule: messenger RNA, 656 nt
Organism: Cercocebus atys (sooty mangabey)
Lineage: Eukaryota; Metazoa; Chordata; Mammalia; Primates; Cercopithecidae
Exons: 2
Coding region: 158-565 (135 amino acids)
Source: RefSeq, a predicted model, not a curated record